AUGUAAGAAGAAUUAUCCUAUAAUCCUGAAAUAAUGAAAUCCUAAUUAGGAAUGUUGCCACCAAUUGAAUAGUUUACAUUACAAUAAUUAGCAAAUAAGAGAAAGGUUAACUUUAAUAUGAUGCUUUCAUUACCAGUUAAUUAUUUAAAUGUCUAUUUGUAGUUUUUAUUAAAGGAUAAAUAAUUAGAAGAUCGAAAAGAUACUAUUGCUAUAUAUAGAAAAAGAAAAUUCGAACCUUUAUAACCAUAGAAACACAAUAUUCCAUUAAUAAAUAGUGGUAGAAUUCAUUGUACUGAGUUAUGGUCAGAUAAAUAUUAGACAACAGCCUUACGUGAUUCACAUAUUGAGAAAAAUCUAAAUAAGUAUAAAUAAAUAAUCAAAACUAAUAUUCAAGAAUAUUUAAUCAAAUUUGAAAUAUAAGCUAAAGAAUAGUUGGAAGAAGCACGCAAGUAUUUUUAUUAAAUGAAAUUAAUUAAGUAUUAAAUAUUCAGAAAUUUACAAAAAAUAGCCUUCAAUUUCAGAAGAUGAUUUUGUUCCUACAUAAAAUGAAUUGAAUGUAAGUCUAUGCACAUAAGAUGAAAUAUUUAAUUUCUAUAAAGAACCAAAGAAAUAUAAUGUAACUUAACUCCAAAAAACUAGUUUACGUAAUUUGGACAAGAUUACAAAUAGUAGUCUAAAAUAGAGUUAUAUAGAUAAAUUUGAUAAAGUAAUUAGUGUUUGUGAUAGAUAUUCUAUUAAUUCAAAUAGAAAUUCAAUGGAUUAUAUUAAGUAUAAUGAUAUAUAAUAAUAAUAAGUACAAUUGGAUAUGGUAACAUUAAAAAGAAGAAAAGAAAUAUUAUUGAUAUCAAAACAAGUAGUAGCCAUAUUAAUUGA
Messenger RNA from Paramecium pentaurelia, 873 nucleotides. NCBI's taxonomy places the organism in Eukaryota, Ciliophora, Oligohymenophorea, Peniculida, Parameciidae. The record is from the annotation of a GenBank genome assembly.